This is a messenger RNA of Salvia hispanica, 505 nucleotides long. RefSeq names its product small ribosomal subunit protein eS28x. Lineage: Eukaryota; Viridiplantae; Streptophyta; Magnoliopsida; Lamiales; Lamiaceae. Gene Ontology annotation, cellular component: ribosome; cytosolic small ribosomal subunit. The record is from RefSeq and is a predicted model, not a curated record. Gene Ontology annotation, molecular function: structural constituent of ribosome. Gene Ontology annotation, biological process: maturation of SSU-rRNA; translation; ribosomal small subunit assembly.
UUCGCCAAGGUGUCGUGCAAAAUCACCUAUAAAUAAGAACCUAGGGUUUUUCAUCCCCAUUCUCGAAUUUCUGCUGCAGCGUUUGCUCCCCAGCUUUCAUCUGUCUCCGAAGAAUGGAAUCACAAAUCAAGCAUGCUGUGGUGAUCAAGGUGAUCGGCAGGACCGGAUCUCGUGGACAGGUCACCCAGGUCAGGGUGAAGUUCAUUGAUGACCAGAACCGUUUCAUCAUGAGAAACGUCAAGGGACCGGUUAGGGAGGGAGACAUCCUCACCCUGUUGGAAUCCGAGAGAGAGGCCAGGAGGCUUCGUUGAUUUGGCAGGGUUCAUUUAUUUGAAUGGCGAAUACUCUUUUUGCAUCUUCAUUUUUGAUGUAGGUUGUGUUUGGAUUUUGUUACAUUUUAAGUUUCUGGUUUUGUUGCUAAAUCGACCUUGUGUUGAUGUUUGCCCCUACAAAGAUGUGUUUGAACACAGUUUGUUGAGUAAACCUACAAUUUCAUUUCUGGUAA